AUGUCUUAUUCAAAAUCAACCCUUUAUGAGGAAUCUCAACCUGAUGACUACGUUCCUAUGUCUUUAGAUAUAGAAGAAGUAGAACACCAAUCCGAAGGAGAAAGUGAAAACAACCAAGACGAUGAGUUUGAUUUCCCUUUGUUUUCAUUUGGCGGUGAAGUUGGGGGUGAAGAAAAGGAAGAUGAAGAUAGAGGUCGUACACAAGUAAUGAAAGUUUCUUUACGUGAAGAAUCAGUAGAAAGAAUUAUUCAAGAAAGACCUGAAACUUAUUAUUUCGCCAAAUAUACUGAAGAAGAAGUAUUGCAAUUCAACCAAGCAGCAAUAACAUCAGAAGAAAUCAUAAUAAUGUCUCAACAAAAGGAUAUAGAUAGUCAUCCUUGGAAAGUACUAGAUUUAAAUCAUCAUAAUGAUAUAAUAGAACAAGAAAAAUCCAAAAAGAAGAAAAGACCAGGUAAGAAUAAAAGAUUAGGAAUCAUCAAAAGUCGAGAACGUAAGGCUGAGAGACAAAAGGUGUUCAAAGAAGUUGAAAAACAGCAUAAGAAAUAUUUGAAAAAGAAGAUGUUCCAUAAAAGAGGAGGUAAAAAACAUAAAAAGAAGGAAAAUAAAGACGAUAAACCCAAAUAUAGGACUGAAUAA
This is a messenger RNA of Yamadazyma jaroonii, 636 nucleotides long. Lineage: Eukaryota; Fungi; Ascomycota; Pichiomycetes; Serinales; Debaryomycetaceae. The record is from the annotation of a GenBank genome assembly.